CAAGAAUGAUUAUCCGGGAUAUCAGAACAAGAGAGCCGAUGGAGGUCAUUCGAAUGCGCCAUUUUGGCUUGGGGAUUGCUGUACUUACAAGUUUAAGCUCAAUCAAUCGGCCUAAACAACAGAAAUCCAAGAGGAAAGGUUUGGUUUGCUUCUUCUCUGUUUUUCGACGCUUUCGAGAGUCUGUUUAACCGAAAGCGAACAACAAAACAGAAAAUGGGAGGUAGACCUUCUAAGCAUAUUCACACCCAUGUGCACAUCCAUGGUCUUAAUCAGGAGCAGCCAUCAAAAUGUUCAUGUGGUCAUAGCCCUCCCCCGAGCACGAGUUCUGGACCUUCUUCCCAAUAUCCAAGUUAUAAAAUAAAUGGUGAUGAUUUUGAAUCCCUUGAACAGGUAACUGAUGCCCUUGAAAAAGCAGGCUUGGAGUCCUCCAACCUGAUCAUUGGGAUUGACUUCACAAAAAGCAAUGAGUGGACUGGAACCAAAUCUUUCAUGGGGAGGAAUCUGCAUGACCUUGCUGGAGCUUUUCUCAAUCCCUAUGAACAAGCAAUAUCCAUCAUCGGGAGGACACUUGAAAAAUUCGACGACGAUAAUAUAAUUCCAUGCUACGGCUUCGGAGACGUUACUACUGGAGAUCGGGAAGUUUUUAGCUUUCAUCCGGAUGAUAGGCCCUGCCAUGGUUUUGAGGAAGUGCUCUUUUGCUACAGAGAACGAGUACCUCACGUGAAACUGGCUGGUCCGACGUCCUUUGCUCCAAUCAUCAGAAAUGCCAUCAGAAUAGUCAAUGAUAGCGGCGGCCAGUAUCAUAUUCUUCUGAUAAUUGCUGAUGGCCAAGUAACAAGGAGUAUAGACACUCGUCCAGGCCACCUUAGUCCUCAAGAACAAAGCACUAUAGAUGCUAUUGUGGAAGCAAGCAAAUAUCCUUUAUCCAUAAUCUUGGUCGGUGUCGGUGAUGGGCCAUGGGGUCAAAUGAACGAGUGUGAUGAUCAAAUCCCAGCUCGCGACUUUGACAAUUUUCAGUUCGUGAAUUUUACCGAGAUCAUGUCCAAGGGUACUUCCCCAUCUAAAAAGGAGACCGAGUUUGCACUGCAAUGUCUGAUGGAGAUACCACCACAAUACAAGGAAACAAUGAGGCUCCAACUUCUGGGCCAAAAAAGAGAAACACAAGAGCAUUUGCCUUUUCCACUGCCACGGCCUCCUCCAUUCAUCAAUAAUUUUCGCAACUAUUCUCCAAGCUAUAGGCGCACAGACAGUGACAUAACAUCUGCAUCUUUCUCGGGUCCCUCUUCUCCAGCUCACUCAAUACUUUCCCGGUCAUCUACAUGGUCGUCAUCACCGUCAUUUAAUAGGAUUUGUCCAAAAUGCUACUUCAAUGAGAAAGAUCUUGCAUUUGGAUGUGGACAUCAGACAUGCUCGGAUUGUGGUAAAGAUCUCAUCUUCUGCCCAACAUGCCAGACCCAGAUAACCAAAAGUAUAAAGUUGCGGAACUAACUAGCUGCAGCCAGUUCCAGGAAUUCUCUGAAAGGCAUUUUCUGUAUUGCUAAAGUAAUCGUAGAAGAGAUUGUGUGCAGUGUGCUUUACAAGAAUUGCUAAAGUAGUCGGAGUUUGGAGUGUGUUUGUUCAUUUUGAUUUGUGUGUACAAAACAGAAAGUGUAAUGUGCUAUCCUCAAAUCAUUUCCUGAAAUAAAAAGUUGAGCUAACAAACAAGCACUUUGAUUUCAA
Molecule: messenger RNA, 1719 nt
Organism: Benincasa hispida (wax gourd)
Lineage: Eukaryota; Viridiplantae; Streptophyta; Magnoliopsida; Cucurbitales; Cucurbitaceae
Product: E3 ubiquitin-protein ligase RGLG2-like
Biological process (GO): protein ubiquitination
Cellular component (GO): nucleus
Molecular function (GO): ubiquitin-protein transferase activity
Source: RefSeq, a predicted model, not a curated record